Tupaia belangeri chinensis (Chinese tree shrew) is the source of this 1642-nucleotide messenger RNA. RefSeq names its product inorganic pyrophosphatase-like. NCBI's taxonomy places the organism in Eukaryota, Metazoa, Chordata, Mammalia, Scandentia, Tupaiidae. The record is from RefSeq and is a predicted model, not a curated record. Gene Ontology annotation, molecular function: inorganic diphosphate phosphatase activity; magnesium ion binding. Gene Ontology annotation, cellular component: cytoplasm. Gene Ontology annotation, biological process: phosphate-containing compound metabolic process.
AUGGGCUUUAUGAACCUUUCAGGAUCAGUUUCCUCCGGCUGCAGCAACAAGGCUAGGUCUGAGAGUCUUGUUCUGCACAAGGAUUCGUUCCCACCUUCAGGCCAGGAGGGAAUAAGCGGCCCAGAUGGGGAUUCAGCUAUCAGGCCAUCUGCACAAGACAAGCUCCAAGCUGCACUACCUCGUUUCCUCAGCGAGAUCAAAGCCUGCUUGCCUCUCUGCAGAGUCCUCACAGGCUCCAAAGGUCCCACCCGAGUCCCAGACCUGUUGUGCCAUUUUGCACCCCUGACUCCGGUCAGCACCAAACUGGUGCUUCUCAAACUGAACACAGUCAUCACUCAGGCGUCUUAUCAAAGGCAGAACUCAAUCCGCAAGGCUGAUCCCAGCUGCCAAGAGCCUUUUCGGGAGUAUUACUGCAUCCUCCGAGAACCAAGUGAGGGCAAAUACAUGGGCCUGCGGCUCGAGUUUGCCUCCUUCCGCUGCCUCUGUGUUUCCAUGGUGUCACUGAACACCAGCAAUGUCAGAGUCCAGGAGAGGACACAUUCACCAGAACCAAACCCAGCUGUUGUCCUGCCGUCAUCUGCCCUUCCCAACAACCAGAUCAGCAGCCAUAACAGUGCUGUGUGGCCAAAACGGGACCACUUUCUCCCAAGUGUAUUCAUUCAACAAGUAUGCCGAGCUCCUUGUCAGUUGGCACAGCGGCGUGCAGGCCGGUGGCUGGGUGGCAGCGCGGGGCUAGUCUUCGGCACCACGAGUGGCUUCAGCUGUGAGGAACACACCACGCCCUUCUCCCUCGAGUAUCGAGUCUUCAAAAAUGAAAAAGGACAAUAUAUAUCUCCAUUUCAUCAUAUUCCAGUUUAUUCAGAUAAGGAUGUGUUCCACAUGGUGGUUGAAGUGCCACGUUGGUCUAAUACAAAAAUGGAGAUUGCUACAAAGGAUCCUUUAAACCCAAUUAAACAAGAUGUAAAAAAAGGAAAACUCCGCUACGUUGGGAAUUUGUUUCCUUAUAAAGGAUACAUCUGGAACUGUGGUGCCAUUCCUCAGACUUGGAGGCCAGGACACAGUGACAAGCAUACUGGCUGUUGUGGUGACAAUGACCGGAUUGAUGUGUGUGAAACUGGAAGCAAGGUUUGUGCAAGAGGUGAAAUAAUUGGGGUGAAAGUUCUGGGCACACUGGCCACACUGGCCACGAUUGAUGAAGGGGAAAACGACUGGAAAGUCACUGCCAUUAACGUGGAGGAUCCUGAUGCCGCCAAUUAUAAUGAUAUUAAUGACAUGAAACGCCUGAAACCUGUCUACCUAGAAGCUACUGUGGACUGGUUUAGAAGGUACGAGGUUCCUGAGGGAAAACCAGAAAAUGAGUUUGCUUUCAAUGCAGAAUUGAAAGAUAAGGUUGUUGAUAUUAUUAAAAGCACUCAUGACUGUUGGAAAGCAUGGGUGACUAAGAAAACAGAUGGAAAAGGAAUCAGUUGCAUGAAUACGACAGUGGCUGAGAGCCCCUUCAAAUGUGAUCCUGGUGCUGCCAAAGCCAUUGUGGAUGCUUUACCACCACCGUGCGAGUCUGCCUGCACAGUACCAACUGAUGUGGAUAAGCGGUUCCAUAACCAGAAAAACUAAGGAGGUUCCUCUGGGAUACAAGCUGAUG